AUGUCGAUGCAAAUUGUCCGUGAAAAUUCGUCAAACUCUACUAUAUUACAGCCAUUUGCCAAUCCGUUAUGGGCUCCUACUCCUGUGCACAGCAGUAAAAAUAGUAAGCGACGUACACUCAAAAUGUGUAUCGCUUUACCCGACAAUGGUUACGAUGUGACCCAAGUCUGCGAUUCUUGGCAAUAUUUUUUGAAACAAGGUUUCAUGGUCCAUUUCGCAACUUUGACAGGGUACGUCGCUCAAGCUGAUCAAACACAGUUAGGCGGUUUGAAGUCUUGGUUUGUGGGUGCUACUGCAGAAACUUGCACACUUUAUGGUAGAAUGUCCACCACUUCAGAAUAUUUGAAACCUUUAAGCUUGUCUUCUGAUUCUUUUACAUUCAACGCUUAUGAUUUAGUUCUUAUUCCAGGUGGCCAGGAUGCUGCAGUUUUAGAUUUUGUUCACUCUCCCCGCUUGUCCGCCUUGCUUGCCGAUUAUAUUCCUUUAUGCUCUCGUGCUAGCGGUAACCAUGCUUUAGGAGCCAUCGCCCAAGGCGCUAUUGCCAUCCACCGUGCUGUUCCAAAUCUCCAAAUUAAAUCGACAACAACACCUCUUUAUAUGGAAAGAACAUCUUAUUUGUUUGGUACUUCUAAUCCACUUGCUUAUGCCUCUACACUUAUCCCAGAAGACAAAUACGAAGUUGGUCCAACGGCUUCUCAUUGGGUUUAUUCCGAUGAAAAGUACUUUUACGCUUCUGGUCGUCAUUCAGGCGAUGUUGAAUUGCUUUGCAAAGCCCUUCGCAACCUUGUCGCUAGUGCGCUUCAUUGA
Messenger RNA from Schizosaccharomyces osmophilus, 807 nucleotides. RefSeq names its product ThiJ domain protein. The record is from RefSeq and is a predicted model, not a curated record. NCBI's taxonomy places the organism in Eukaryota, Fungi, Ascomycota, Schizosaccharomycetes, Schizosaccharomycetales, Schizosaccharomycetaceae. The transcript has a single exon. The coding region runs from base 1 to 807 and encodes 268 amino acids.